ACGUCACUGGAAACGCCACCUUUCGCUCCCCAAAGUCACCCUCUUCCUUGUGGUAACAUGGCCGUGACGGUUUUCUUACACUGUCCUCUUCCUUCAUCAUCUUCAAAAUCUUUUGCCACCCUCUCUUUCUUCUCUUUUGCUUGGUGAUCAUAAUCUUUCAUUCAUGCAGAUAGUUAUAAAUCCUCAGAUAUGUGUAGUUCAAUGGGGUUGGUCUCAGUGCCUAUUAUUGCACUUUGUUUUUAUCUUCUGCUAAGCCCACUUCUUGUUCAUGGGGAUAUACAAACGACUCUCCAAGGGCCCUUUAAGCCCGUGACUGUGCCUCUUGACAAGAGCUUUCGUGGGAAUGCUGUGGACUUGCCAGAUACUGACCCUCGAGUACGGAGGAGGGUUCAAGAUUUUGAGCCUGAGCAAAUUUCUGUGUCUCUCUCUGCAACCCAUGAUUCAGUUUGGAUUUCUUGGAUCACAGGCCAAUAUCAAAUUGGGGCCAACAUAAGACCACUAAAUCCAAGCACUGUAGCUAGCGUUGUUGGAUAUGGAACGUCAAGAUUUCAGUUAACUCAUCAAGCUACUGGUUAUUCUCUUGUUUACAAUCAAUUGUAUCCUUUUGAGGGCCUGCAAAACUAUAGUUCUGGAAUUAUUCACCAUGUUCUUCUCACAGGGUUGAAACCUAAAACACAAUAUUAUUAUCAGUGUGGAGAUCCUUCUAUACCAGCAAUGAGUAAUAUUUAUCAUUUCAGGACUAUGCCAGCUUCAGGUCCCAAUAAUUACCCCAGCAGAAUAGCAAUAGUGGGAGACUUAGGUCUUACAUAUAAUACAACUUCAACAGUUGAUCACAUGUUCAGAAACUAUCCUGAUCUUCUUUUAUUGAUUGGAGAUGUUACUUAUGCUAACUUGUAUCUCACUAAUGGAACUGGGUCUGAUUGCUACUCUUGUGCAUUUUCACAAACUCCCAUUCAUGAGACAUAUCAGCCUCGCUGGGACUACUGGGGAAGGUACAUGCAGCCUGUAAUAUCUAUAAUUCCAAUUAUGGUGGUUGAAGGGAACCAUGAGAUAGAACAACAGGCUGAAAAUCAAACAUUUGUUGCUUAUAGUUCUCGAUUUGCAUUCCCAUCAAAAGAGAGUGGAUCGCCGUCCACAUUCUAUUAUUCUUUUAAUGCUGGGGGAAUACAUUUUAUAAUGUUGGGUGCCUACAUUUUCUAUAACAAAUCAGCUGAUCAGUACAAGUGGUUGGAGAGAGAUCUAGCUAAAGUUGACAGGGAAGUUACUCCAUGGUUGGUGGCUACAUGGCAUCCUCCCUGGUAUAGCACCUACAGGGCACAUUACAGAGAAGCAGAGUGUAUGAGGGUAGAAAUGGAAGAAUUGCUGUAUAAGUAUGGUGUUGACAUUGUCUUCAAUGGACAUGUACAUGCCUACGAGAGGUCUAACCGAGUGUAUAACUACACUUUGGAUCCUUGUGGCCCUGUUUAUAUCACAAUUGGUGAUGGUGGAAAUAGAGAGAAGAUGGCAAUUACACAUGCUGAUGAACCCGGAAACUGCCCAGAUCCAUCCACCACGCCAGAUGAUUACAUGGGAGGUUUCUGUGCAUUCAAUUUUACAUCAGGCCCAGCAGCAGGAAAAUUCUGUUGGGACAGGCAACCUGAUUAUAGUGCAUACAGAGAAAGUAGCUUUGGUCAUGGGAUUUUGGAGGUUAAAAAUGAGUCUCAUGCUCUGUGGACUUGGCACCGGAAUCAGGACUUUUACAGCACUGCUGGAGACCAAAUUUACAUAGUAAGGCAGCCUGAAGAGUGCCCUGUUGAAUUAAAGAAGGUUUUUCCAUGAGUGCUGGGAUCAGACGUAGAAGCACCUGAAGAUAUUGAGAAGCAAAAAUGAAAAGACUCGAGUGCGCAUCCUAUCUUGAAUACAAUACCAGGAUUAAGUUUGAUAUACAUGUAAUACAAUUUAAUAAUCUCAUUGUUCUUAUAGAUUUACAUGAAAUAUAUCUUUCCAUAAUAUUAAUAUUU
This is a messenger RNA of Hevea brasiliensis (rubber tree), 2000 nucleotides long. RefSeq names its product purple acid phosphatase 15. NCBI's taxonomy places the organism in Eukaryota, Viridiplantae, Streptophyta, Magnoliopsida, Malpighiales, Euphorbiaceae. Gene Ontology annotation, molecular function: acid phosphatase activity; metal ion binding. The transcript has 8 exons. Bases 190 to 1818 code for a protein of 542 amino acids. The record is from RefSeq and is a predicted model, not a curated record.